This is a messenger RNA of Aplosporella prunicola CBS 121167, 1836 nucleotides long. RefSeq lists its product as uncharacterized. Gene Ontology annotation, molecular function: single-stranded DNA binding; DNA replication origin binding. The transcript is spliced from 2 exons. The record is from RefSeq and is a predicted model, not a curated record. Gene Ontology annotation, cellular component: DNA replication preinitiation complex. The coding region runs from base 29 to 1639 and encodes 536 amino acids. Gene Ontology annotation, biological process: mitotic DNA replication preinitiation complex assembly; DNA replication; double-strand break repair via break-induced replication. Lineage: Eukaryota; Fungi; Ascomycota; Dothideomycetes; Botryosphaeriales; Aplosporellaceae.
CCCCUCUCCCGCUCCACUGCCACCCGCCAUGGCCACCGUAACCAUGACUGCCAACUCCGACCUGAGUACCCGCUGCGGUGCCGUCCGUGCCGAAUUGAAGACCUGGGAGAAGCAGUUCGCUGCCGCCAACGGAGGCCGCAAGGCAGGACGCGGUGACAUAAAAGUGAACGCGAGCAUCGCAUCCAAGUACAAGGAAUACAACAAGCUCCGCGACAUCCUCGACGGCAAGACCAAAGCCCCCAGCAAACCUGACCAGCCUGCCUCGCCCAAGCGCAAAGCCUCCGCCACCCUUCCGACGUCAGAGACUCCCACCAAGAAAGUAAAGACGGCCUCGAGCAUACCGGUCGCCACACCUACCCGACACUCUGCCAACCGGCCAAGCGUGCAAGAAAAACUCCUCUCCGCGUCAAAGCUUUUCUCCCCGUCCCACGCCAAGCUCAUGCUUGGCCCCACGCCGCAAAAGGACGGUAUUGUGUUAGGAAUCUUCGACCUGCUCCCGACCGAAAGCCCAAGCAAGCCGCGCACCGUUCUUGGCGACAUCGAGGCCAAUACGCUGCGCACACCGCAGAAAGCCACCUCCUCCUACACUGACGAUGAGCUCCUUCAGAGCGGCCGGCUCUUCAGCCGCACACCCGUCUCUGAGGGCAAACGUAAUUUUCUGGACCAAUUCGCGACGCCCAUGAAACGGAAGCGUGGCGAUGAGCAGGGCACGCCGUCUUCCAGGGGCCAAGCCACUCCGAUGUUCCUGCGGAGAGACUUUAGGACACUUGAGACUGUGGCGGAGGAUGUGCCUUUGAGCCCUAAGCCGAGGAAACCCAGGAGCUUCAUCCGAAGCUUUAGCACCAUCUUGCAAGAACGGAAGAAGGAGAUGGAAAAGGACAAGAAGAAGGAGCAAGAGGAACUGCAGCGACAGGAAGCCCAAAGACAGCAGGAGGAGCCCGACUACGACGAUGAUGAGGAAGCCCUUAGGGAAUUAGAAGCAGAGGCAGAAGACCUGCCCAUGCCCAAGAGAAAGGCCACGGACGUACUCGUCGCAGACAGCCAGGCCACCAUGAAACUCGGCGCCGACGGCGAAAACCUCUCCGACACGGACGAAGCCAGCGACGCAGAAAAUGACGGCCAACAGCCGCGCAAGGCGUGGAAGAAGCGCGGCCAGAAGCGCCAGACCAAGCGCGUCAUCAUGAGGCCCGUCCGCACGCGUCCGCAGUCACAACCCUCGGCAGCGCCCGCUGCCUCCGAUGGUGAUGACGAAAGCGCAGAAGAGGGCGACGAGGUGCAUGACGACGAGACCUCGGUCGUGCCCGAGACGCAGCUGCAGCAUGCUACGCGCUUGGACCAAGACGACGAGUCAGACAGUGCGACCAUUCCUGAUGGGGAAGAAUUGGACCACGGCAGCGACUACGAUGACGAGGCACAAGCGAGUAAGAAGAAACCGCAGACUAAGCCGGAAACCACUACCACGGUAAAGAGCAAGACAAACGGUGCACAGAAGGAGGAAAAUAAGGAAGAAAAUAUUGUCAAGAAGGCGGCGCGCAAGAUUGGCGCGACGGCGCACGCGAACUUCCGCAGGCUGAAGAUUAAGAACAAGAAUUCCAGGGCUGGUGGUGGCGGAGGGAGAUGGGGGCGGAGUAGGCGGUAGUGUAAGCUGUACUUUGUUAAGGGUAUAUUUUUUAUAGGUGGUUGAUUCAUCAUCCAUCAUUUUAGUGUGGAGCAACCGUUUCCGAUGAAGACAGCAGUGUAGAAAUACCAGCAGUGGUUCUCCAGCACACAGACCAGCACCUGCCUAUAAGCACAAGUAUAAAUACCGGCUAAGUAGCGACCAUAUUUCCUCUGCAG